Daucus carota subsp. sativus is the source of this 3080-nucleotide messenger RNA. RefSeq names its product receptor-like protein EIX1. The transcript has 2 exons. The coding region runs from base 199 to 2814 and encodes 871 amino acids. Gene Ontology annotation, molecular function: protein binding. Lineage: Eukaryota; Viridiplantae; Streptophyta; Magnoliopsida; Apiales; Apiaceae. The record is from RefSeq and is a predicted model, not a curated record.
AACUUCCGUGAACCUUAAGCUGUUAGGAGAAAGACUUAAUAUGUAUAUCAAGUUUAGCUUAAUACUUUAUACAUAUAUUCCGAAGAACAGAAUUCUGCCACAAUUUUACAAGCUUAAUACUAAGAUCCCUAGCAAGGCCUGAUAGACAUUGUUAGCACCCACACAAAAGUUUAAAAUUUGAGCUAUUCUAUCUUUAGCAUGGGAUUGCAUAAUGCCCCUUUGUCUGCUCAUGUGUUUAUGUUUUUCGCUUUUCUUUUUAUAAAAAUACUUAUAUUUGUUAGCGCUUCUACUGGUUCUUUGAAUAUAAGCUGCUUAGAGAGUGAGAGAAAAGCGCUUGUUACGUUCAAGCAAAGUCUUGUUGAUGAAUCUGGUCUCCUAUCUUCUUGGAUCGGAGAGGAUUGUUGUGCAUGGCAUGGAGUUCAAUGCAACAGAAGAACUAGGCAUGUCUUUAAACUUGAUCUUCACAAUCCAGUUGAUUUUAAUGAUGAUGAUUGGGAAGCCUAUGAAGUUUCUAGCUUAAGAGGUAAGAUAAGUAACUCUUUACAUGUUUUAAAGAAUCUCGCGUACCUAGACUUGAGCAUGAAUGACUUUUUAGGAGCUCAGAUUCCUGAAUUCUUAGUCUCUUUUAAGAAUUUGAGAUAUCUCAACCUCUCUUAUUCUUAUUUGGGGGGUCAAAUUCCCCUUGAUCUUGGAAGAAUAUCGAGUUUGCAAUACCUUGAUCUUCACAAUAAUGACUUCAAUGGCUCAUUUCCAGUUGAAUUCGGAAAUCUAGCUCAACUUAGGCACCUUGAUCUUAGCUUUAAUAAGUUAGAAGGUUCAAUUCCAGCUCAAACAUUUUCCAAUCUGACUCAGAUGGAAACUUUAGACCUGAGUGUGAACAACUUUAGUGGUUCAAUUCCUCUCGAAAUCUUCAGUAAUCUGACUCAAAUAGUUAAGCUUCAACUCAGUAAUAAUAAAUUUACUGGGAACCUGCCAGCAACAGUUAAAGGAAUAACUUUCUUAAAGGAGCUAUAUAUUGGCAAUAAUCAGUUAAGUGGAAUCCUCCCUGUAUGGUUAGGAGAACUUUCAGAAUUACAAAGUCUGGAUUUAUCUUUUAAUUUUAUAGCGGGAACCAUAUCGCAAGAUCACAUGAGAAAUCUCACCAGAUUGAAACACUUGCAGUUGUCAUCAAAUCUUGACAUUGUAGUGAAUAUUAGUUUCUCAUGGACUCCUCCUUUUCAACUCACUUCUCUUAGUCUGUCAUCCUGCAAAGUCGGACCUCUAUUUCCCCAGUGGCUUCGAAACCAAAUAGAAAUAGAAGAUCUUCUCAUUUCCAAUGGAAGUAUCGAAGAUACUAUUCCUGACUGGUUUGAAGAAGUGUACUCGACGGUCAAGUUCUUGGAUCUGUCUCACAAUCAGAUCAAGGGCAAGUGGUUUGAGAAGACGCUGGAAUCUCGCGUAGUUAAUUUGGAUUUAUCUCAUAACCAGCUCUCAGGUAGUGUGAUGUCAAUCCCUUACGAACUGGAGCAGUUAGAUUUGUCCAACAACUUGCUUUCAGGACUGAUGGUUGCUAAUGAUAGUAAGCUUGGAAACUGGAGUUUGAUAAGUCUUAUUCUCAAAAAUAACCAAUUGAUUGGUAAAUUUCCAGACACUUUAUGUAAUAUGAAGACCAUAGAGUAUAUUUAUCUCCAGAAUAAUUUGUUUUCAAGUGGACUACCAACUUGCUUGGGAAGUUUAGAGUAUUUGCAAGUCUUAGACUUGACAAAUAACGCUUUCUCUGGGCAUAUUCCACGGUCUUUAGGAUAUCUGCCGCAUCUGCAAUCACUACACUUGCACAACAACAAGUUCCGCGGAAAACUCCCAGCAACAUUUCAGCAUUUGACAAGACUUGUUACCCUGGAUUUGGCAGAAAAUGAAAUAUCUGGUAUUCUUCCCUCGUGGAUUGGAGAAGGUCUCUCAAGUUUGAAGUUCAUGACUCUUCAGUCAAAUAAUUUUCAUGGUGAGAUUCCUCUAGAAUUGUGUUAUCUUUCUAAGCUUCAGAUGCUAAAUUUGGCUCAAAAUAAUAUAAGUGGAUCAAUUCCUUCUUGUUUUGGCAAUCUCACUGCGAUGACUGUGGAUCACAGUGGUGAACGGUUUGUUGCAUUCUAUUCAAAUGCUUCAUUUGGAUACGGAGAACGAUUAUUAGACUAUAUGAAAGGACCAGAGUUGGAGUUCUUAACAUCUUCACUCACAUUUUUGGUAUCAAUUGAUCUAUCAAACAAUAACAUUAGUGGUGAGAUUCCUAAAGAGGUGAUUAGUCUGUCUGGAUUGCUGAACUUUAAUGUUUCCGGGAAUCAUAUACGUGGAAAGAUCCCUGAUAACAUUGGAAUUCUGAGAGAACUGAUGUUUCUUGAUUUAUCCAGAAAUCAACUUUCUGGUCAUAUACCUCAAAGCUUGUCAAACUUGUCAUUUUUAACUCGUUUGAAUCUCUCAUUUAAUGAUUUUACUGGGAGAAUUCCAACAGGUAAUCAACUUCAGACUCUGGAUGAUUCAUCCAUCUAUACCGGAAACCCUCAACUAUGUGGAAUUCCAAGUUUAAACCGAUGUUCUGACAGCAAUGGAACACCUGAUCCAGGUCAAGAAAAUAAAGAAGAAGACGAUGAUAAUCAUUUGUGGUUUUAUGGCGCCUUAGGACCUGGUUUCUUUGUUGGAUUCUUGGGAUUUUGCGGUCCAUUACAUUUCAUCAAGUCAUGGAGAUAUGCUUAUUAUAGAUUUCUCAAUAAGGUUGGCAACAGACUAGCACUGGCAAUCGCAAUGAAAGCAGCUUGGUUUCGUCAGAAGUUCCACAAACUUUAAGUUCUGGAGAAAGGAAUCGAUGCUUGCUUUGGCCUCCGGGUCUUCAGGCAAUGUGGCCUAUAUCAAGACCAGAGCUUCUCCAUACUCAAGCUGAACAACAAUGCUUAGUAGAUAUAUUUCUUUUGAACCUGUUUUUUUUCUUCAGUAAAUUGGUAAUCUUGUGUUAAUCUUCUGGGAAUGAAUAAUAAUCUGUUUUAUCGAGACCAGAGGGCAUCUCCAGGCCUUAAACUGCACAAUAUAUCCCAACUUUUAACGAUAACAUUAUU